AUUAUUUAUGCAAACCUGAAGACAACAUUUACAACAUUGACUUCACCAGAUUUAAGAUCCGGGACCUUGAAACUGGAACAGUGCUGUUUGAAAUUGCAAAGCCAUCUCCUUCAGAGCAAGAUGAUGAGGAUGAAGAUGACAGCAGUGAACUGGACGCUAGUGCAGGCCGCUUUGUUCGUUACCAGUUCACCCCAGCAUUUCUCCGUCUUCGGACUGUCGGUGCAACAGUGGAAUUCACAGUGGGAGAAAAGCCAGUGUCAAACUUUCGAAUGAUUGAGAGGCAUUACUUCCGAGAUCGCUUGCUGAAGAACUUUGACUUUGAUUUUGGCUUCUGCAUCCCCAGUAGCAGGAACACAUGCGAGCACAUCUAUGAAUUCCCUCAGCUCUCAGAAGACCUUAUCCGUCUGAUGGUUGAAAAUCCAUACGAGACCCGCUCAGACAGCUUUUACUUUGUGGACAACAAGUUGAUUAUGCACAACAAGGCCGACUAUGCUUACAAUGGAGGACAGUAAUCAUUCUGUGUCCACUGGAUGCUGUGAUGCUGUUAACCGUUCAGAUAUCCAGGAGUGGACUGGAGUUGCUGUUUUGUGCAGCACGGCUUUUUGCCAAACCUUUUCUCCUUGCAUGAGGCUGAGAACAUGAAGCAAAGACAACAGCUCAUGAAAGCAAAGGAAAUCUCCCUGCAACACUUCUCUGUCUGACACUCGACGUAUCCUGCCUCUCAAGUCUCUCUUUCUGAUUUUCUUCUGGUACCUUGGUUAGGUCAUGGAUCAGAGGCGCUGUUAGAAAAUUCUUGCUGUUACAGUCUUUAUAGUUGGUUGCACUUUUAGUGCUUCUGAUGUUUCACCUGUUUGGUGACUACCCUCUUUAAAGAGAUCAGAUUGUUUGAGUAAGCUAUUUCUUAGCAGGAAAAUUUUCCCCCUUCAAGUAGCCAAUGAUGCCUGAAGAGCAGAUCUCUUCUUCAGUUGGAUAGAUCAUCUCUUUAGUGCACAGUGGUUUAGUUUGUAGCAUGGCUGAUACUGCUUUAUAGGGUGCAUCCCAAUAUUCUCCAGUGGGAAAGAAAAUAAGAGACUAAUUCAGCUCCUGA
This is a messenger RNA of Antrostomus carolinensis (chuck-will's-widow), 1087 nucleotides long. Its product is annotated as protein unc-119 homolog B. Gene Ontology annotation, biological process: lipoprotein transport; cilium assembly; nervous system development. The record is from RefSeq and is a predicted model, not a curated record. Gene Ontology annotation, cellular component: cilium. The transcript has 4 exons. Gene Ontology annotation, molecular function: lipid binding. Lineage: Eukaryota; Metazoa; Chordata; Aves; Caprimulgiformes; Caprimulgidae. The annotation marks the transcript as partial.